AUGGCACCCACAGCCGGCCCGCCGCUCUCGCUCCGGCCGUUUCCCGUCGCCGACAGGCAGCCCAGGAACCUCGCCGAGUUCAUCGCCCGCGUCAAUGCUCGCCCGGGCGGCUUUCGCAGCCUCACAGAAGACAAGCUGCGCGAACAGAUCAAGGCUGAAGAGAGCCCUGACCAUGACGCGGAACAAGAGGACGUGGACAUGUCGGACAUUGCAGAUGACGAGGAUGCCCCCGCCAGCAAGGACCCCAACAUCGCCCGCAUGGAGGUUCUCAAAAAUGUCGAAAUGGCAAGUAACACGGCCAUGCUGACCCUCGACACCCUUUCCCUCCUCCUCUCGAAACAGAACCCGACACAGGCCAGUGUGACCCUGUCGCAGCAGCUUCGCGACAUGGUGGGCAUUGGCACCCUUGGAGCCGACAGACUGGACGAACCUAGCGUCGACGAAGCCAAAGAAAAGGCUCAGGAAGAGGUGGCCAUUGGCUGGACCUUGAUGGAGAUCAACAAAACCCGGAAUGCUGCCGAGGCCGCCAGCUCUUUUCUGGAGCGUGAGGUGGACACGGAGAGCAGAUAUUGGGAGGAGGUCAUGGCGGUCAAGAAGGCCGGCUGGUCCAUGUGUAGAGUGCCUCAGGAGCGCCAUACACUGGGUGUUCGCUUCGGGUUCUCUGAAGCUGCGCCCGAGUUUAAGAGCAACGGCUUGGCCCCCAUGCGAAGAAGCGAUGACGGAUCCAUCGAGCUUGACCUCGGCCGCCUUGGCGGUGUAUCGGAAGGCCUCGUUGUCACAUACGAAAAGGAUGGCAAGCUCGUUGGCCGAUCGGUCCCCUGGCGGCGGUCCCCAGAUGACCCUUCCCUUGAAUCUCGUGUGCUCGAAGCGCGCAACACCAUAUUUUCACAGGAGCUCUGGCAUGAGCUGACUCGCGAGGCCCGCACCCUGGCCGCAUACGACGUUCGUCUACAAGGGCCACGGCUGACGUGCAAGAUCGAAGAGUCAUCCAAGAUCAGCAUUGAGCUACUGCCUCUCGAGGCUUGCCCACCUCCAGACGAUGCGCUGCCAGAAAAUGGGACGACGGAGAUGAUGCUGCUGUCUUUGCAUCUUCUUCUCAGCUAUGCUCACCGUUACAACGAACUUCUGAGGACCCGUCCCAUACCCCCUCACGUCUCGCGGGCUCGCGGCCAACAGACCUACACUCUUCUACGACCCAUAAUCGCGCGCAUGAAAUCCAUUCUCAGUAUCAGAGCCUGCACGGAAUAUGUCGGAGGCCUCGUCGGGGCCCUUCAAAAGGCUGGCCUGCCGUCGUCAUUUACACUCCGCACGCCUCAGCUCUCGGCUGUUGAGCCCGGCGCCAGCGGCCCUAAUCAGCAGUCUGGCGCUCAGACUCUCGUCCGGAAUAUGCUCCAGCCUCUUGAGUUUACCGUAGAGGUCGUCAUUCUCGGUGGCACGUCGUUCACCAUCCGCGGCCGGACGUUCCUCUUCCCCUUUACAGCAACAUACUACCAUGUACUUCUCCCGCCUUCGUCGCCCUUGCAGGCCAUGGCGGCACCGUUCGCAGACGGGUACUCGGAGCUUCGCACCCUCUCUGAGUACAUCCACACAGCCGUCGCGCGCGCCCUCGCGACAGAUUACCUUGCCAAGCUCGCCGCAUCGUCGACCGACGUCGAGUGGGCGCUGGAUAUCGUCGGCACGACGAUCCAAGACGUCGUCGGCAAUCACUCCGGCUUGCACCUUGGCGUGCGCGACGUCGACGCCAGGCCAACCGUCGUCCUCACGAGUGUCGCCGCCGGCGAGCGCAGCAGUAACGCCGGUCAGAAGGCGUGGACGUGGGCCAAGGACGGGAGCGGCAGUGAGAGCAGGACACUACAGGAUGUGGCCGACGAGCUCUCCGGCACCGUCACCGCGUAG
Molecule: messenger RNA, 1896 nt
Organism: Purpureocillium lilacinum
Lineage: Eukaryota; Fungi; Ascomycota; Sordariomycetes; Hypocreales; Ophiocordycipitaceae
Product: RNA polymerase II mediator complex subunit
Biological process (GO): regulation of transcription by RNA polymerase II
Cellular component (GO): core mediator complex; mediator complex
Molecular function (GO): transcription coregulator activity
Source: RefSeq, a predicted model, not a curated record